Molecule: messenger RNA, 1775 nt
Organism: Pezoporus occidentalis (night parrot)
Lineage: Eukaryota; Metazoa; Chordata; Aves; Psittaciformes; Psittacidae
Gene: GATAD2B
Product: GATA zinc finger domain containing 2B
Exons: 9
Biological process (GO): negative regulation of transcription by RNA polymerase II
Cellular component (GO): NuRD complex
Molecular function (GO): sequence-specific DNA binding; zinc ion binding
Source: RefSeq, a predicted model, not a curated record
UUUUCUUUUGUUUCCUCCACCAGUCACGGCGCAUGAUUGGCAGGCGAGUGCCCGCUCGGAGCCGGGCUUGGGAUCGGGAUCGCUGCCGGGAGGGGGAUGGCACACGGGGCCGCCUCCCCUCAUCCCCAUCCCAAAUCCCUGCCUCUUCCUCCUGCUCUUCCCGAAGGCUCCUCUCUGCCCCUGCCCCUCUUCCCUUGGCUCCUUGAGCCUCUUGGCAAGUCGAGGAGGCGGCGCCGGGGAGCCCGGACCUGAUGGACAGGAUGACGGAGGAUGCUCUGCGCCUCAACCUGCUCAAGCGGAGCCUGGACCAGGCCGAGGAGCGCGACGACGUCCUGGCCAAGAGGCUGAAGAUGGAAGGGCACGAGGCCAUGGAGCGCCUCAAGAUGCUGGCCCUGCUCAAGAGGAAAGACCUGGCCGGGCUCGACGUCCCCCACGAGCUGGCCGUGAAGCCGGACGCCGGGAAGGGCUACGAGGAAAAGCUCAACGGGAGCCUCCGGCCCCACGGCGACGGCAGGACCGGGGGGAGGCCGGGCAAGGAGAACAUCAAUGAGGAGCCCGUGGAUAUGAGCGCCAGGAGGAGCGAGCAGGACAGGGGCCGAUUGACCCCAUCCCCGGACAUCAUCGUCCUCUCCGACAACGAAGCCUCCAGCCCCCGUUCCAGCUCCCGCAUGGAAGAGCGCCUCAAGGCAGCCAACCUGGAGAUGUUCAAGGGGAAGAGCAUAGAGGAGAGGCAGCAGCUCAUCAAGCAGCUCCGGGAUGAGCUGCGGCUCGAGGAGGCCAGGCUGGUGCUGCUGAAGAAGCUGAGGCAAAGCCAGCUGCAGAAGGAGAACGUGGUGCAGAAGACUCCCGUGGUGCAGAACGCGGCCUCCAUCGUCCAGCCUUCUCCUGCUCACGUGGGACAGCAGGGACUGUCCAAGCUGCCCUCCAGGCCUGGAGCUCAGGGGGUUGAGCCUCAGAACCUAAGGACAUUACAGGGUCACAGCGUCAUCCGCUCGGCCAGCACCACCACCCUGCCCCACAUGCUCAUGUCCCAGCGCGUGAUCGCUCCCAGCCCUGCCCAGCUCCAGGGCCAGAGGGGGCCUCCCAAACCCGGCCUCAUCCGGACCACGACGCCCAGCAUGAAUCCAGCCAUCAACUACCAGCCACAAUCCAGCUCGUCCGUGCCGUGCCAGCGGAGCUCCUCCUCGGCCAUCUACAUGAACCUCGCCUCCCACCUCCCGCCCGGCUCCGUGGCCAGGGUCUCCUCUCCCCUUCCCAGCCCCAGCGCUUUGUCCGACGCCGCCAAUUCCCAAGCCGCUGCCAAGCUGGCCCUCCGGAAGCAGCUGGAAAAGACCCUGCUGGAGAUCCCCCCCCCAAAACCCCCCGCUCCCCUCCUGCAUUUCCUCCCCAGCGCGGCCAACAGCGAGUUCAUCUACAUGGUGGGGCUGGAGGAGGUGGUGCAGAGCGUCAUCGACAGCCAAGGGAAAAGCUGCUCCUCCGUGCUGCGCGUGGAGCCCUUCGUGUGCGCCCAGUGCCGCACGGACUUCACCCCGCACUGGAAGCAGGAGAAGAACGGGAAGAUCCUGUGCGAGCAGUGCAUGACGUCCAACCAGAAGAAGGCCCUCAAGGCCGAGCACACCAACAGGCUCAAGAACGCCUUCGUCAAGGCCCUGCAGCAGGAGCAGGAGAUCGAGCAGCGGCUGCAGCAGCAGGCAGCCCUGUCCCCCACCGCGGCGCCCGCCGGCUCCGGCGUCAGCAAACAGGAGAACAUCCUGAGGCAUCACACGCUCCGGCAG